Phragmites australis (common reed) is the source of this 2377-nucleotide messenger RNA. RefSeq names its product LRR receptor kinase SERK2-like. The record is from RefSeq and is a predicted model, not a curated record. The transcript is spliced from 12 exons. Gene Ontology annotation, biological process: protein phosphorylation. NCBI's taxonomy places the organism in Eukaryota, Viridiplantae, Streptophyta, Magnoliopsida, Poales, Poaceae. Gene Ontology annotation, molecular function: ATP binding; protein binding; protein kinase activity. The coding region runs from base 343 to 2157 and encodes 604 amino acids.
AACCCGAGUGGCGCUACGCCAAAAAGAAAUGGGUUCCCGUUUCGGAACAGCAGCACUGCAGUCUGCACACUCUGCAGCAGCGGUCAAUUCCGGCGCCUCGGGUGGGGGCGGUAAACCGGCUCAGUCCACCUACGUCUUUACCUGCGUGUUGGCGACGGAGGCGGAGAUGGGGGAGGCGGCGUGAACCCGCGAACCUUGCAGCGCGGCGGCGAGCGAGCCCUGAGCCGGAGGGAGCCUGGGACAGCUGGGGUUGCUGCUACCAUGAUCAGUUUAUGUAUGUUUUCUCGCCAGGCAAGUUUUACCAAGAAACUCCAUUGAUGCUACAGUUAGAAUAGAAGGAAGAUGGAGCUUCUCAGCAUCGUCAUAAUUGUGUCUCUGCUCCGGUUUUCUGCAUCUGAUCGUCAAGGUGAUGCACUAUAUGAUAUGAAGCUGAAACUGAAUGCUACUGGCAGUCAGCUUUCUGACUGGAACCAAAAUCAAGUUAACCCCUGCACUUGGAAUUCUGUUAUUUGUGACAGUAACAACAAUGUUGUGCAAGUAACAUUGGCUACUAUGGGAUUUACUGGAGUUCUGUCAUCAAGAAUUGGAGAGCUCGAAUAUUUGAAUGUUCUGUCCUUGCCUGGUAACAAAAUCACCGGUGGCAUACCAGAGCAGUUUGGCAACCUCUCUCGUUUGACAAUCUUAGAUUUGGAAGAGAACCUGUUGGUUGGGCCAAUACCAGCUUCUCUUGGCCAGCUUUCAAAGCUCGAGCUUCUGAUACUGAGUCAGAACAAUCUCAAUGGAUCUAUUCCUGAUACGCUAGCAGGCAUCUCAAGCUUGACAGACAUUCGGCUAGCUUACAAUAAGCUAUCUGGUCAAAUACCUGCUCAACUGUUUCAAGUUGCACGUUACAAUUUUUCAGGUAAUAACUUGACUUGUGGAGCAAAUUUCCUCCAUCCUUGUGCCUCAAAUGUGUCUUACCAAGGUUCAUCCCGUGGUUCGAAAAUAGGCAUUGUGUUUGGAACAGUUGGAGGAGUGAUGGGGCUAUUCAUCUUAGGGUCUCUAUUUAUUAUCUGUAAUGGAAGGAGGAAAAGCCAUCUACGUGAAGUUUUUGUGGAUGUAUCAGGUGAGGAUGAUAGAAGAAUCGCAUUUGGCCAGUUGAAAAGAUUUGCAUGGCGAGAAUUGCAACUUGCAACUGACAAUUUCAGUGAGAAAAAUGUUCUUGGACAAGGGGGGUUUGGGAAAGUAUAUAAAGGAGCACUUCCAGAUGGUACUAAGAUUGCUGUAAAACGGUUAACUGAUUAUGAAAGUCCUGGUGGAGAGGCUGCCUUUUUGCGUGAAGUCGAGCUGAUUAGCGUUGCAGUUCACCGGAAUCUUUUAAGAUUGAUUGGCUUCUGUACAACACAAACAGAGCGCCUACUUGUUUAUCCUUUCAUGCAGAAUCUUAGUGUGGCCUACCGUGUACGAGAAUUUAAACCUGGGGAACCAAUAUUAUAUUGGUCUGCAAGGAAGCGAGUGGCUAUAGGCACAGCACGUGGACUGGAGUAUCUGCACGAGCACUGCAAUCCUAAGAUUAUACAUCGUGAUGUCAAGGCUGCCAACGUCUUGCUUGAUGAAGAUUUUGAACCGGUUGUUGGUGAUUUUGGCUUGGCCAAGCUGGUGGAUGUACAGAAGACAUCUGUGACUACUCAAGUCCGUGGAACUAUGGGUCACAUUGCACCUGAAUAUCUGUCCACAGGAAAGUCAUCUGAGAAAACGGAUGUUUUUGGUUAUGGCAUAAUGCUUCUUGAACUAGUAACAGGACAGCGUGCCAUCGACUUUUCACGCUUGGAGGAAGAAGACGAUGUGUUGUUGCUUGAUCAUGUCAAGAAGCUGCAACGAGAAGGGCAUCUAGACGCCAUCGUCGACCGCAACGUAAACAGUAAUUACAACGGGCAGGAGGUUGAGAUGAUGAUCCAGGUUGCGCUGCUCUGCACCCAAGCCUCGCCCGAGGAUCGCCCGUCCAUGUCCGAGGUCGUCCGGAUGCUCGAAGGGGAGGGCCUGACCGAGCGGUGGGAAGAGUGGCAACAGGUUGAGGUGACGAGGCGGCAGGACUACGAGCGGAUGCAGCAGCGGUUCGACUGGGGCGAGGACUCCAUUUACAACCAGGACGCAAUCGAACUAUCCGCUGGCAGAUAAGGACCUCACAGUCAAAUGUAGCUUGUCGUUGCAGUGCUAACAUAUAUUGCAAUCUUGUGAAACUUGUUAGCAAAUUUUCUGCUACUUCGUGUGAUGUGUAUAAGGAUGUUUUUUUUUAUAUCAUCCUUGCACAGGGGCCAUGAUAAUUUUGUUUGUAUCGUUCUAAUUAAGACAUUGAAAGGUCUUAUCCUUAGUGUGCAAAUAUACAUAUCUUACUUAA